This is a messenger RNA of Rotaria sp. Silwood1, 1782 nucleotides long. The record is from the annotation of a GenBank genome assembly. NCBI's taxonomy places the organism in Eukaryota, Metazoa, Rotifera, Eurotatoria, Philodinida, Philodinidae.
AUGUUACAUGUAUCAUCAAUGGUAGCUUAUGGAUUUUUAUCAUUUAUAUUGGCAUUUUUUAACAAAGCACUUUUUGAACUAGCUAAUUUUCGUAAUACUUUAUGUGUAAUUUUUUCUCAACUUAGUUUUAUACUUAUAUCAUUUCAUAUAUUGGCUUAUUUUAAUUGUAUAAUACUACCUAUUAUGACAAAAGAUGACACAUAUACAUUAAUUAUUCCAUCGAUUUUUUAUUGUUUAAAUACAGUAUUAUCUUUACAAGCACUUAUGAAACUUAAUGUAGCUGUUUAUGUUGUAAUUAAACGUUGUACACCAGCAUUAACAUUUAUUUUAUCUGCAAUCGUAUUAAAAAAUCAAAAUCUUACUAUUAAAACAGGUUUAUGUGUAUUUAUAAUAACAAUUGGUGCAGCAAUAACAUCUAUUGGUGAUGUAUCCUAUCAUAUGGAAUCAUAUAUAAUCGGAAGUUUUAGUGUAUUAUUUCAUUCACUUUAUCUUCUUACAGUUCAACGUUAUAGUGAACAACGAACAUCAAAUGAUAUUCUUUAUAUCAAUAGUUUAUUAUCAUUACCAAUGAUAUUAAUUAUAAUGAUAAUAUUUACAGAUGAAUUAUCACAAAUAAAAUCUUAUGAAGGUUAUAAUACAACUAAUUUUUGGUUAUAUUUUAUAUUAUCAACAUUUGGUGGAGGUCUACUUAAUGGUGCAACUUUCUGGUGUACAAUUAAAAAUUCAGCAUUAACAACAACUGUCGUUGGUGUUUUAAAAAGUAUUCUUCAAGUAUUUUUUGGUAUGUUUGCAUUUGAUCGACUUCCAAUAAAUAUUAAAACAAUUAUUGGUAUUAUAUUAUCACUUAUUGGUGAUGUUAUUAUGAUGAAUCGUUUUAUUUUAUAUAUCAUUAUUGGGUCUCUUUUAAAUUGUACUUGUGCUAUUCUUAGUAAAUCAUGUUCACGUGAAUAUAGUCGUAUUGUUCGUGAUUAUUUUACACAAGCAAUUAGUUCAAUCUAUGAAAAAAAUCAUUUAUCUAUUCCUGUUGAAUGUAUUUUUUCAUCAAAACGUGAUAUUUUUUAUGAUCAAGAAUUAAAUAAAGCUAAAAUAAAAGAUAAUCAAUGGUUAUGUCAAUAUUGUAAUAAAUUAUUUUAUUCUGAAUUUUAUCUUGAUAUACAUAUGUCUAAUCGACAUAAUGAUACAUUAAUUCAUAAUGAUCAAUCUGUAUGUUUAGCUGAUUAUUGUUUAAUAUUUCGAUGUGAUGUUUUAAAACGACCAAAAAAAUCUUUUCAUUUAUUUACACGAAAUUCAUAUUUAACAAAAAGAAAAUCAAAAAAAAAUCUUAAUGAACAACAACUUACUAUUUUAAGAAGUCGAUGUGCAUCUAUUAUUAAUGAAUGUGUUCCACAUGAUAUUAAACAUGAUAUUCGAGUUAAAAUGCAACAUGAAAUGUAUGCAGAAGUUUGUGCUUAUUUAACAACCAAUCGAUACUUUCAAUUACCAAAUCAUGAUAAAACUAUGAUCAAUUUUACAUCUAUUUUUUGUUUUAUAAUUUUUAUUGUCAUGUGUUUUAUUGGUGUUGGAAUUAUAAGACGUUCGGAUUGGAAAUUUGGUGAUAAUGAUGAUGAUGAACCUGAAAAACAUUUAUCCGAUGAAACAAUAUCUACAGCAACUGCAUUAUUAUCAAAAACACCUCGAAAUAGUAUUAUUCAUUCAUCAAAACAUUCAACAUCUAAUGUUCGUCAUCGAGUUCAUUUUGAAUCUUUAGAUGAAUGUAACCAUUUAAAUAGUGAACAUAUUUAG